Molecule: messenger RNA, 1060 nt
Organism: Neodiprion fabricii
Lineage: Eukaryota; Metazoa; Arthropoda; Insecta; Hymenoptera; Diprionidae
Product: protein lin-7 homolog C-like
Exons: 5
Coding region: 222-818 (198 amino acids)
Biological process (GO): maintenance of epithelial cell apical/basal polarity; neurotransmitter secretion; protein localization to basolateral plasma membrane
Cellular component (GO): synapse; basolateral plasma membrane; cell-cell junction
Molecular function (GO): protein binding
Source: RefSeq, a predicted model, not a curated record
GCCGAACCUCCAUCUAUCGGCCAUUUUCAAAGGCGUUGGAAUUUUCUGUAUUGGACGGUGUUCGAUAAUUACUGUUAUGGAAUUUCGACUACACCAGCAGAGUUAUUGAUAGAGCAAGAACAUUGUUGGUGAAAGUUAAGAAAAACUAACUUAGUGAUCAUUGCGGAGAACGAAGAGAGUAAUUAUCAUAUUAGGAAUAUUCGUGAUCUCGCUUAACAUCAAUGGCAACGAUUGGAGAACCUCUCACAUUAGCCAGGGAUGUUAAAAGAUCGAUCGAACUUCUCGACAAACUACAAAAGAGCGGCGAAGUACCGGCUACAAAGUUAGCAGCACUGCAGAAGGUACUUCAAAGCGACUUUCUCAAUGCAGUAAGAGAAGUCUAUGAACAUGUGUAUGAGACCGUUGAUAUUCAGGGUUCUCAAGAUGUGCGUGCUUCCGCCACAGCUAAGGCAACUGUGGCUGCGUUUGCAGCUAGUGAAGGACAUGCCCAUCCGCGAGUUGUCGAAUUGCCAAAAACAGAGGAGGGUCUUGGAUUCAACGUAAUGGGAGGAAAAGAGCAAAACUGGCCUAUAUAUAUAUCUAGAAUUAUUCCAGGGGGUGUGGCUGACAGACACGGUGGUUUGAAACGUGGUGAUCAGCUACUCUCUGUUAACGGCGUGUGUGUUGAAGGCGAGAAUCAUGAUAAACCUGUGGAAUUACUGAAACAAGCCCAAAACUCAGUGAAGUUAGUUGUUCGGUAUACUCCUCGUCUUCUGGAAGAAAUGGAAUCGCGGUAUGACAAACUAGGGGCUGCACGUAGGCGCCAACGUGUGCAAUAGACUUGAAUGAUUAUUUUUGUUAAUACAUAUAUAGAAUUUAUGAGUAACUGAUAUAGGUACAAUGUAAUGUUAUUUCUAUUCAUUAUUAUACUUUCAAGCGACGAAUCAAUAUAUGGCUUACUUAUCUUGUAAUUCAUUACCUAGAAAUAAUUUGUGUAGGACGAUCUACAAUAACAACAUUAUCAGUAUUUUUUAAUGAGCCAAUUAAAACUGAUUCAAAAUAUAAAUCAAUCCAAUUACAA